Molecule: messenger RNA, 579 nt
Organism: Aspergillus candidus
Lineage: Eukaryota; Fungi; Ascomycota; Eurotiomycetes; Eurotiales; Aspergillaceae
Exons: 1
Coding region: 1-579 (192 amino acids)
Source: RefSeq, a predicted model, not a curated record
AUGAACCUCAAAUCGUUAACGCUACCUCUCCUCUUGACCCUGACGUCAACAAACGCCCUCGUCCUUCCCAAUCCCCCCUACGCUCUCUCCUCCAAGUCAAACCUUCCCUCCUCACCACCCACCAACCACGCCAUCGACACCAACAUCAACACUGCCUCCACCUCCACCUCCACCUCCACCUCCGAUCCUACAUCCUCCUCGACAAACAACCCCUCAGUCAAAACCACAGUCCCAAUCCCAAUCCCCAUCGACCAUCCAGAAUACGAUCUCGACAGAAUGUCCCUCCCGAUACUCAAGUCCACCUUGCAAACCUGCGACGUCGUCUUCGCGGUUGUGGCCCUCGUGCUGCUCGUUCCCGGUCUGGUCGUUGUGUUGGUCAGGGGGUGGAACUAUUUACGGAGUUCUCCAGAGGGAGAUGUGGAGGGGGAGGCCUUGCUGGGUGGGGGUGGGGUGAAGGGGAAGGGUGGGAGUGUUAUGAAUCAGAUGGAGAAUGGGGAGGCGCAGGGGGGUGUCAAGAAUGGGAGGAUCGGGGAUAGGAAGGUUAUGGUCGAGGAGGAGGGGGAGGAGGUGGUGGUUUAG